CAAAAAAUUAUUUUCGUUUGAAUUUUCUACCCGCGUAGACAUGUUAUAUGUAUUAAAAUUACCGUAUAUCAUUUCGAAUCACUGAAACUGUGCGUUGCAUUAAUCGUGCCACGUGAAUUGUGAAUUUUUCAGUGAUAAGUUACAAGUUUUACCGGUUCGGAACACUUUCCUUUGCUUUCAUUUAAAUCGGUAACGAUGUCGCGCGAUCGCACCUCGAGGCGGUUCUACCGCGCGGAGUCCACUCACGACCUGCUGUCUUACAUGGACAAGGGUCAGGCGGCCCUGGAGGAGAACAGGUGGACCUUUGAAACCGCAUGGGAGGCAGCUAACAAAGUUGGCGGUAUUUACACGGUUAUAAGAUCCAAGGCGUACGUUUCGACUGAGGAAAUGGGAGAAAAUUAUUGUCUUUUGGGUCCAUUUAAGGAGCAAUGCGCAAGAACAGAAGUCGAGGAGGCAGAGUUCCCUCCCAACUCCCCCCUUACAACUGCUGUCAACGUUAUGAGAAGUCAAGGAUAUAAAGUCCACACGGGAACAUGGUUAGUUGACGGAAAUCCUCAAAUUAUUCUGUUCGACAUCGGUUCAGCCGCUUGGCAGAUGGACAGUUAUAAGCAGGAGCUGUGGGACACCACAUCCAUUGGCAUACCCCACCUGGACGUGGAGGCGAACGAUGCUGUUAUCCUUGGGUUCAUGGUGGCACAUUUUAUCACUGAGUUCCGUAAAGCAGCGGAAGGCUACAGCGAUACUCCGCCACGAGUUGUCGCGCACUUCCACGAGUGGCAAGCUGGCAUCGGUCUGAUUGUUUUAAGGGUUCGUCACGUUGACGUAGCGACAGUGUUCACGACUCAUGCAACACUGCUCGGCCGGUACCUCUGCGCUGGCAACACUGACUUCUAUAAUAACUUGGAUAAGUUCUCUGUGGACGAGGAGGCCGGCAAGCGGCAGAUUUACCAUCGCUACUGCAUGGAGCGCGCAGCGGCGCACAUGACGCACGUCUUCACCACCGUCUCCGACAUCACGGGUUACGAAGCGGAGCAUCUUCUGAAACGGAAGCCGGACUUCAUCACACCGAACGGUCUGAAUGUCAAGAAGUUUUCCGCGCUGCACGAGUUUCAGAAUUUACACGCGUUAGCCAAGGACAAGAUAAACGAAUUCUCUAGAGGACAUUUCUAUGGGCACUUCAACUUCGACCUCGACAAAACCUUGUAUUUCUUCAUUGCUGGACGAUACGAGUUCGGCAACAAAGGCGCGGACAUCUUCAUAGAGGCGCUGGCGAGGUUGAACCAUUAUUUGAAGUCUUCAGGCUCUGAAAUGACAGUGGUUGCGUUUCUAAUAUUUCCCGCGAAAACAAAUAACUUCAACGUGGAGAGUCUGAGGGGGCACGCCGUCACGAAGGCUCUGAGGGACACGAUCAACGACAUACAGCAGAAGAUCGGCAAGCGAAUGUAUGACAUAUGUUUGAGCGGUCACUUGCCGGACGCGUCUGAUCUCCUCCACAAAGAGGACACGGUUCGCCUCAAGCGCUGCAUCUACGCGCUCCAGCGCGACGGCCUGCCGCCCGUCACCACGCACAAUGUUGUGGACGAUUGGAGUGACCCCGUGUUGAACUCCGUGCGUCGCUGUCAGCUGUUCAAUACGGUCAACGAUAAAGUUAAAGUGAUCUUCCACCCCGAGUUCCUGACGUCCACAAACCCGCUGUUCGGUCUGGACUACGAGGAGUUCGUCCGCGGCUGCCACUUGGGCGUGUUCCCCUCCUACUACGAGCCGUGGGGGUACACGCCGGCCGAGUGCACCGUCAUGGGCAUACCCAGCAUCACCACCAAUCUAUCCGGAUUCGGUUGUUUCAUGCAAGAGAACAUAGCGGACCCCAUGUCCUACGGUAUAUACGUGGUGGACCGCCGGUAUAUAUCACUGGAGGGUUCCGUGCAGCAGCUAGCGCAGUACAUGUUUGAUUUUACCAAAUUGACGCGUCGACAACGUAUCAUCCAGAGGAACAGAACUGAAAGACUGUCAGACCUCAUGGACUGGAGGAAUCUAGGAAUUUAUUACCGUCAAGCGCGAGCCCAAGCGCUGAAGAUAGUGUACCCAGACUACGUGGAUCAUAUGGACCAGGAGCUCGGCAAGAGGUUCAACUACCCCCGACCCAUCUCCGAACCCCCCAGCCCCACACAUUCUAGAGCGACCACACCAGCGGCAUCAGUUCACGGUUCAGAAGACGAAGAUGAAGUAGACGAAGAGAAGGAACUAGCUGAAUUGAGAAUUUCUGAUAAAUAAUUUACAUAUAAACAAUAUAGGUUAC
This is a messenger RNA of Vanessa atalanta (red admiral), 2296 nucleotides long. RefSeq names its product glycogen [starch] synthase (gene GlyS). Gene Ontology annotation, molecular function: alpha-1,4-glucan glucosyltransferase (UDP-glucose donor) activity. The transcript is spliced from 18 exons. Gene Ontology annotation, biological process: glycogen biosynthetic process. The record is from RefSeq and is a predicted model, not a curated record. The coding region runs from base 196 to 2271 and encodes 691 amino acids. NCBI's taxonomy places the organism in Eukaryota, Metazoa, Arthropoda, Insecta, Lepidoptera, Nymphalidae. Gene Ontology annotation, cellular component: cytoplasm.